Suncus etruscus (white-toothed pygmy shrew) is the source of this 1252-nucleotide messenger RNA. It is a transcript of the gene ATOH8, whose product is annotated as atonal bHLH transcription factor 8. The record is from RefSeq and is a predicted model, not a curated record. The coding region runs from base 26 to 1252 and encodes 408 amino acids. Lineage: Eukaryota; Metazoa; Chordata; Mammalia; Eulipotyphla; Soricidae. The transcript has 6 exons. Gene Ontology annotation, molecular function: DNA-binding transcription factor activity; protein dimerization activity.
CUCUCUGCACCGCACCACCCCAGCCAUGAAGCACAUCCCGGUGCUCGAGGACGGGCCGUGGAAGACCGUGUGCGUGAAGGAGCUCCACGGCCUCAAGAAACUCAAGCGCAAAGGCAAGGAGCCGGCGCGGCGUGCCAACGGCUAUAAAACUUUGCGCCUGGACUUGGACUUAGAAGUGCCCGAGACCCGGGCCACCCAUGCCAACAACGCCAACGCCAACGGGCUGCGGGACGGGACUCCGCGGCUGCAGCCCUGCCCGGUUCCGCCGGUGCCCUCGUCGGUUCGGGGCGCGGACACGGUGUCGGAGGUGCUGGACGCGCGCAAACGCGGCUUCGCUCCCCUGGGCGCAGUGGGACCCGGACUCCCCACGCCGCCUCCACCUCCACCUCCACCACCACCUCCUCCUUCGGCACCCCAAAGCCAGGGAGCUGCGGGUCCCGAGGUGCAGCCGUUCCGGGAAGCCGGCUUACCGUUACGUCCCCGCAUCUUGCUGUGCGCUCCGGCGGCGCCCGCGCGCCCCGCGCCCCCCGAGCCCUCGGCGCGCCCCGCGCCCCCCACGCGCCCCGGGGAAAGUUCUUACUCGUCCGUGUCGCACGUCCUGUACAAUCCCCACCCGGAUGCCUCCGCGUCGCCUAGGAAACGCUCGGGCGAGGCCACCGCCGCCCCCUCGGAGAUCAAAGCCCUGCAGCAGACGCGGAGGCUCCUGGCCAACGCGCGGGAGCGGACGCGCGUGCACACCAUCAGCGCAGCCUUCGAGGCGCUUCGGAAGCAGGUGCCGUGUUAUUCAUACGGGCAGAAGCUGUCCAAGCUGGCCAUCCUGAGGAUUGCCUGCAACUACAUCCUGUCGCUGGCGCGGCUGGCUGACCUGGACUACAGCGCCGACCACAGCAACCUCAGCUUCUCCGAGUGUGUGCAGCGUUGCACCCGCACACUGCAGGCCGAGGGCCGUGCCAAGAAGCGCAAGGUGGAGGGCUUUCAUCCUAGUGAAGAAGAGAGCAAAGAGGAGGAAAGUAGAAAAGCGGCUGAUGUCAGUGGUGGCUCAGAGGAUGGUCCUUCAUCUCUGGGCCUCACAGGCAACGCCUCAGAGCAUUUGGCAGCUGCACCCCCAGGCACCCUGUGGUCCCUGUGCUCCAGGGGUGAGCCAGUGCCAGGGGGCAGCGCCUGGCUGGAGCAACAGCUUUUCUGUGGGCAGCGGCUGAGGCAUGUCAAGGCUCCAUUUAGCUGCAAGGAGCCAACAGUCUGCUGGGGGUGA